CUGACCCGGCGGGAGCGGCACUUCUGCUGCGUGCGAGGACACGCCCGAACGGACGAUGGCACUGCGGGGGCUGCGGACAUGGGGAGGGCGGGAGUGCCUUGGCGACGAGGGUCUGUUGGGCCGGGCUUCCUUGGGGAAAAGUGUCUCUGUAGUGGGGAGUGUCCCUGAGGGAACCCUGUGAUUCCCAGGGCUCCUCCCGCGACUGCAGCGGAGGCGGCAGUAGGGGAGGGGACUAUUGCUCCUCUGCGCGUGCGUGGCUCCGCGGCCAAUGGGCGGGCGGCGUGCUCGCGUUCCGGGCCAAUGGCGGCGCGCCUCAGUGCCGCGCGCCGUUGUUAAGGGCAGCGGCGGGUGGGGGCCCAUAGCAACGGCGGGGCCGCGAUGGAGGGAGCGGCGCGGCCUGGGGGUCCCGCCGGCCACAGCAUCUUUGAGGAUGAAAGCAUGAAACUACGACAGCUGAAACUACAGAAUCAGUGGAAUAAGGCCGGGAAUACAUGGUACUGAAGAGCAGGCUGCCACCGUAUGGAGAGAAAAUGAACUACUAUUUACUGUCCUGUCAGUGGACUUGCAGAUGUUUUUUCCUUCUCAAGAGCUCUUCUAGAGAAGAAGCAGAGGAAGAAACGUCUUGAUCCAUUGAUGGUACAGCCAAAUCCUGAGGCAAAGCCGCGCAGAUCAAAGCCCAAAGGGUGUGAGGAGCAGACUCCUUUAGUAGAAACUCGUACCCUUGUCCACAGUGAUGUUGUUUUACAUGGCAUUGAUGGACCAGCUGCUUUCCUGAAAUCAGAAGUGCAAGAUUUGGAGACCAAGCUUCAAGCUCUCUCUGCUGGAUCUACUGGAACAGAAGAAAAUGCAGAUAAGGAAAAUGAUGGAGAGGCUCUAACAGACAUAGCAGGCAAGCCAGAUCUGCAAGAAAUCUUACAGAAACGAGGAAUUUCAGACAGUCUGAAUUUUGAUGAGGAGGACACAGAAGAGGAAGAAGCUAGUAAAAGACCAGCAUCUCAUUCACCACACCCUGAAUCUGAGAGGCCUAGUUCUGCAUCCAGCGAGAAAUCUUUCACAGAAACAGGUGCUUCCUGUAGUCCAUCCCCUCAUGCAGAUGCACAGCUUGGAGAAGUAGAGAACUUGGAGGAUUUUGCAUUACGCCCUGCACCCCGUGGUAUUAGUGUCAAGUGUCGAAUCACUAGAGAUAAGAGGGGAAUGGACCGGGGCCUCUUCCCUACUUACUACAUGCAUCUGGAAAGGGAUGACAACAGAAAGACAUUCCUUCUUGCAGGGAGAAAAAGAAAGAAGAGCAAAACAUCGAAUUAUCUCAUAUCAGUUGACCCAACUGAUUUAUCCCGGAAAGGGGAAAGUUUCAUUGGAAAACUCAGGUCAAACCUCAUGGGAACUAAAUUUACAGUCUAUGACCAUGGAGUUAACCCAAUCAAGGCACAAAGUCUAGUGGAAAAGGCUCAUACAAGACAGGAACUUGCAGCUAUUUGUUAUGAAACCAACAUCUUAGGAUUCAAGGGUCCCAGAAAAAUGUCUGUGAUCAUUCCAGGAAUGAAUAUGAAUCAUAAGCGAAUUCCAAUCCGUCCACGAAAUGAACAUGAGGGUCUGCUGUCAAAAUGGCAAAACAAAAAUUUGGAGAACCUCAUUGAGUUGCACAACAAGGCUCCAGUCUGGAAUGAUGAUACUCAGUCCUAUGUUUUGAACUUCCAUGGGAGAGUCACUCAGGCCUCAGUGAAGAACUUUCAGAUUGUCCAUGACAAUGACCCUGACUAUAUUGUGAUGCAGUUUGGUCGUGUAGCAGAAGAUGUGUUCACUCUGGACUAUAAUUAUCCCCUCUGUGCUCUUCAGGCCUUUGCUAUUGGACUCUCCAGCUUUGACAGUAAAUUGGUCUGUGAAUGAGACAACAGACUUGAAACAUGGAACUCACUUGCAUGCUUGCAUCUUGUAGGAGUUCCAGGUGUAGUAAUGAAGAGCAUUUUGGAAGGGAAAUGGAGGACAGACUUCUACAGGCUUAUUAGAAAGCACAUUCCAGCCCUCAGAGCGUUGUAAGUGUUGGCAGUAGACCGUCUUGGGAGCAGUCUCUGUAUGUACUGUGGAAGAACAAGAAAUAUAGGUGAUGAUUUUGUCAUUGGUGUUGAUUCUGCUUUCAGAAUCUUUGUUUACAGAUGCUGCAUGACAAUGGGCUAAGCCCACUAAUUGGAACUCCUUGCAUCCAGGAUAGAAAAAUAAUGGCUAAGUGUUCCUGUCCCUUGAAACUUCCUUAAGAAGAUACCUGGAAGAUGAUGCUACUCAUGAGUUUCUGAUCAGAUGAAUUCUGAAAAAACAGAACAGCUGGAAUAAGACAUUGGCUCUAAUACAACACUUUUACUCUGUGAGAUGAUUCUCUGUUAAGGCUGGUAAUCUAUUUCCCUUUCAGUAUUCUAAUUGCUCUAUGUCCCUUGACAGUCUUUUUACCAAAUAAAGAACAAUCGAAUCUCAAA
This is a messenger RNA of Neopelma chrysocephalum (saffron-crested tyrant-manakin), 2468 nucleotides long. RefSeq names its product tubby like protein 3 (gene TULP3). Gene Ontology annotation, cellular component: cilium. The transcript is spliced from 12 exons. Bases 634 to 1887 code for a protein of 417 amino acids. Gene Ontology annotation, biological process: protein localization to cilium. Lineage: Eukaryota; Metazoa; Chordata; Aves; Passeriformes; Pipridae. The record is from RefSeq and is a predicted model, not a curated record.